GCUCUGCAAAACUUCACUUCUCCGUAAAAUCGUUGCCCAAAAAAGAACCAUCAAGAGAUAUCUUUUGAACUUUGUACCCGCGUCUGUAAAUUAUCAGAUGGUGCUCCGCCCUCCUAAUGUUCUCAUCAAAACAUAACAAUGACACCGAACUGGGCACCUAGCAGGAACAAGUACAAAGAUACAAUCCGUCUUAUGACACCCUCCAUACGCUACACAAGUUUCCUUCCCUAAUUCGUCAGCUGGACCGCUCUUUCCUUUCUGAUCAAACAUUCGUUCCUUCCCGUUCGGCCUCGGUGAGUCCUUCCUUUCCUCACAUGUCGUGGAUCGCUCCUACUUUGUUUCUUCUCUCUCUCCUCUUGUCCAGCAGAGGAUUGCUCCUUCCUGGCUUAUUUAGGUGGAGACGCUCUUUCCUUGUCAGGGUUCGGAAAAUAAUCGUUCCAUUCCUGUUUUUGGACUGGUGGGUCGAUUCCUUCUCCUUUUCUGCCCCCCCCCCCCCCCCCCCCGUGUACUGCACACCCGCCUUUUCUUGUUUCAACAAGAUUUGCUCCUUCUUCUUUUUUUUCUCAGGGUUCAUCGUUGCUUUCCUAAUUGUAUUUCGGACUUUGCUCUUUACCUUGCACUGGAAACCUUGCGUCCUUGCCUUUUCUGACGAGUGGAUUUUGUUCCUUUUCUCACAUCAUGAAGAUCAAAGUGGAAAGCAAAAAAGAGACGGGAAAUGCAGUUGUUUAUGGUUAAAAGAUGAUAUUCAUUAAAUUUAUCCAAGGCCUGGCUUCUUUAUCUAGAAGCGCAGUGCCUGAUGUUUGUUCUACAUAAGUUGGGUAUAUCCUAUCCUCCAGAUCUCCAUUUUGAUGAUUUCCUCCAAAGAGGUUCAUUUA
Messenger RNA from Aureobasidium subglaciale EXF-2481, 875 nucleotides. RefSeq lists its product as uncharacterized. The transcript has a single exon. Lineage: Eukaryota; Fungi; Ascomycota; Dothideomycetes; Dothideales; Saccotheciaceae. Bases 315 to 752 code for a protein of 145 amino acids. The record is from RefSeq and is a predicted model, not a curated record.